Messenger RNA from Medicago truncatula (barrel medic), 658 nucleotides. RefSeq lists its product as uncharacterized. The transcript has 2 exons. The coding region runs from base 139 to 285 and encodes 48 amino acids. The record is from RefSeq and is a predicted model, not a curated record. NCBI's taxonomy places the organism in Eukaryota, Viridiplantae, Streptophyta, Magnoliopsida, Fabales, Fabaceae.
UUAGAAAGAAAAGGGAAAUAAAUUGAGCACAACCUACGCAACUACUUUCCUUCUAGGAAGGUCAUGUUCUUGAACAAUUAAUGGGUACCCUUCAACUUCAACCUCCACGUAUUUUUUGAAAUCACUCCAAUUAUUUCAAUGGCAAUGGCACUUAACUCUGCUCUCUAUAUCGCAAAGAUGGCUUGGAUUGCUCUCAGUGGUUGGAUCACUUCUUGUUUAACUAUUGCUGAUGAAUUCGCUACUUCUCUUCGCUCUGGUGAUAUUGGUCCCUUCCAUGUUGGUUGAUUCAAUCAAUUUCACUUUCUGGUGUGUGCUAAGCAGGACCACCACACCACAAGGCCAUUAUUGCUAAGCAGGUAUGAGCUGCUAAAGACUACAGUAGCUGGCUCAGCUCAUCUACUUUGUUGCUUUACUCAUGACCUUUUCAAAAGAAAGGGAAAAUGUUGCAAUCUUUACAUGAUCUAAAUGAAGUGUCCUUUGUAUUUAUUUAACCAGCUUUGUUAAAGUGUGAAAUUGUACUUGUCAUUUGUAGAUAUCAGGUUUACAGCUAUCCUGAUAUUGAUUUCAAAAGAAUGAAAUCCUACAAAUUGAUUUGAAAAUAAUAAAGGAUUUGGCAGAAAAUAUCUUGAUCAAUAAUCUGCUUUGAUAUUUCAGAAUA